AUGAAUAAAGUGAUGCAAACUCAAUGCUUUUUUAAGCGUAGCGACCAUAAAGAUUUUAUUUUAACUGCACGACCGGAGAAGUUUGUGGAAAAGUACUUGUAUUAUAUGGAACAGAUGGAAAAAAAUAAGAAAUCAUUUGCAGAGAUCAAUUACGAUGAUGAAGUGGAAAAAGACGAAGUAAAUGAAUCCUUAUCUGAAUUUGACAAUUCUGGAAUGUCAAACUAUUUUCACUUUCACGUGUCAGUGAAUAACGCUAGGACGGUUACAAAAAAAAUUGUAAAUCUGAAUGUUGUUUACAUGGGACGUCUGAGACGCGAUUUUUAA
This is a messenger RNA of Rhizophagus irregularis DAOM 181602=DAOM 197198, 324 nucleotides long. RefSeq lists its product as uncharacterized. The record is from RefSeq and is a predicted model, not a curated record. Lineage: Eukaryota; Fungi; Glomeromycota; Glomeromycetes; Glomerales; Glomeraceae.